AUGGAGUCUGAGCAAACUACCCAGAUCAGCGAGGCAAGGCGCAAGAACGCGCGCAUCGUCGGAGACGAGCUGGCAGCUCUUCUUCCGGAUGAAGAGACGCCUUGGUAUCGUCAAUCUCAUCUUCUCAGAUUGAACCUCUACCUACUCGUCUGCAUGUCCUAUUCCGCCGCUACCGGCUACGACGGCGCGCUCAUGAACGGUCUUCAGUCUCUCGAGGACUGGCAGGAAUUCAUGAACUACCCAACCGGCGGUUGGCUAGGUUUUGUCAACGCAAUCAACUCGAUUGCCGGGCUUCUCGGUCUGUCUGCAAUCGGCUAUCUCACCGAGCGAUUCGGUCGCAAGAUGCCGAUGCUCAUCUCGACCUUUUUCAUCUCCUUGGGCGCAGGGAUUGGAGCUGGGUCUGUGAACGUCGCGAUGUUUAUCAUCGGCAGGUUUUUUAUUGGCCUCGGUGCUUCGUUUACCAUGGUCCUGAUCCACACCCUGCGCAUCCCCGAUUCGCCGCGCUGGCUGAUCUCCAAAGGCCGCUACGCCGAGGCGCGUGUAGUCCUGACAAAGUACCACGCGGGCGGCGAUGCGAACUCGUUGCUGCACGCCCGGAAACCGGCACCGCUGUUUAUCACCAUCACGCUCGGCAUUUUUGGGCAAUGGAACGGCGCCGGCGUCGUGAGUUAUUACCUCUCGAUCGUGCUGCGGUCGGUGGGGAUCACGUCGGUGACGAAGCAGACUUUAAUCAACGGCUUUUUGCAGCUAUGGAACUUGAUCUGCGCCGUGCUCUCGGCCAUCUUGACUCCUGUUCCUCACGUCUGGCGUCGGCAUGCUGUUUUCGUACGUCAUGAUCACGUUUCCCUCUCUGGAUCGUUUGCAAACACGGGCAACAACGCGAUCGGACUCUCGAUGAUCCCGUUCUUGUUCAUAUACUACGGCUUCUACGACAUUGCCUACACGCCGCUUCUGUAUGCAUACCCCGCCGAGAUCUGGAACUACCUCAACCGCGCGCGCGGCCUAGUUGUCGUGCAGGUAGCUUCAUAUCUAGCCUUGAUCUUCAAUCUUUUUGUGAACUCGAUCGCGCUGGGUAAGAUCGGGUGGAAGUAUUACUUUGUGUUUCUGGCGAUCCUGGUCUGCCUCAUUCUGACUACGUACUUGGCCUAUCCGGAGACGCGAGGACAUACGCUCGAGGAGAUUGCGCAGGUUGAGCAGCAGGUUGGAGAGAUCAUGGCCAAGAUGCGCGAGAAGGGCUUACAUGUCGAGCUCGUUGAGGAGACCGAGAAUAAGCCUGAGAAAGACUAA
This is a messenger RNA of Myxozyma melibiosi, 1287 nucleotides long. Its product is annotated as major facilitator superfamily domain-containing protein. Gene Ontology annotation, biological process: carbohydrate transport; transmembrane transport. Gene Ontology annotation, molecular function: carbohydrate:proton symporter activity. Gene Ontology annotation, cellular component: membrane. Lineage: Eukaryota; Fungi; Ascomycota; Lipomycetes; Lipomycetales; Lipomycetaceae. The record is from RefSeq and is a predicted model, not a curated record. The coding region runs from base 1 to 1287 and encodes 428 amino acids. The transcript has 6 exons.